UUCCUCUCUAUAUUUCAAUUCAAAUAUUGUUCCCAUCUUUGCUUUCCCUUUUAAUGUUCUUCCCGUAAUAUAUUCCCUUCUUCCAUUUCUCUAAAUUUCCAAAUUGAUUCUGAUUUCUCCAUGGAUCCUCAUAACUAUCUUCGAAAUCCCACCUUAGAACCUGACCCCCAACUUCCCAACAUCAAAAUUCACCAUCCAGCUUCCCCUCGCCACCCAUCCGCCGCCACUCCCGUCGCCACCCCCACCCCUACUGCCGGUGCCCGCCGCAAGGUUGGUGUCGCUGUUGACCUUUCCGAGGAGAGUGCUUAUGCUGUUCAUUGGGCUGUUCAACACUAUAUUCGCCCUGGUGAUGCUGUCAUUCUCCUCCAUGUUAGCCCUACUUCCGUCCUUUUCGGCGCCGAUUGGGGCUCUAUUGACAUUACUCUCGAUACCGUCGGUGAUAACCCGGAUGAUGAUGGUGCUUUGAAUUCUGAAAAUGGUCAACAGCAGAACCACACCGAGCGCUCUAAACGUAAAUUGGAGGAUGAUUUCGAUGCCUUCACUGCCUCUAAAGCUGCCGAUCUAGCUAAGCCCUUGAAAGAUGCUCAGAUUCCUUACAAGAUUCACAUUGUGAAAGAUCAUGAUAUGAGAGAGAGGCUUUGUUUGGAAGUGGAGAGGUUGGGGCUGAAUGCCCUGAUCAUGGGUAGUCGGGGUUUUGGUGCAGCAAAGCGUGGAAAUGACGGUGGACUCGGGAGCGUUAGCGAUUAUUGUGUGCAUCAUUGUGUGUGCCCUGUAGUGGUGGUGCGUUUUCCGGACGAGAAGGACGUUGGGGUCGGUCUUAGUUCUCUGGCUGCGCGGAAGCCGGACGUUGACGCCCGGAAAAAGCCAGUAGCCGAGCCAGCGGAGUCUAAAGGUUGCUGAUGCUUGGAUCCAGAACUCUGAGGCCUGGGAUUUGCAUGCUAGUCAGAAUCUUAUUGAUUUAGAAACCACUGAGUGGGCUGCUUUGUCUCAUUUAUUAUCUUCUGUCCGUCUUCGUUACUUGCUUGAUUCUUGGACCUGGACCAUCGAUCCUUCCUCCACAUUCACUGUUAGAUCUCUUACGGAUGAUUUGGUGGGCACUGUUGAUCUCAAGUCAAGGAUGUGUAUUCUUCUAUUUGGAAAGAUAAUUUUCCUAAGAAAAUCAUAAUUUUCUUAUGGGAGCUCAGUCUUGGUGCUAUUAACACUGCUGAUCGACUUCAACAGUGUAUGCCCUAUUUGUCAUCUCUCUUUCAUGGUGCCACUUGUGACAUAGUCAAACUGCAACUGCUGCACAUUUGUUCAUUCAUUGCCCUUUUGCUUUGCAUUUUUUGGCAUACCAUGUUGCAGGCUUUUGGUUGGUCAACUGCUUUUUCUUUUAUCAUGCUAGACAACAUUGCUUCCUUAUUGGUUGGUCAUCCUUUUCAUGGUACUAAAAAGACUCUGUUAGCUAUUGUUCCUGCUUUCUUCUGAACCUUGUGGGGCGAGCACAAUAAACGUCUUUUCAGGGAUCUUCCUUCCAGUUUUGAUUUUUUUAUUGAUUCUUCUCUUUCUACUGUGUUGUACUAGUGCAAAUCUAAGCCACCUUUUCUUUUUUCGAAAAGGAAACAACCCUGAUGAUAUUAAUAAAAUGAGACUAAUGCUCAAAGUACAAGAAAAAUAUACAAAUAGCUAGAAUCUCUAAGGGACAAAGGAUCCAAAAUCCAAAUACACGGACAAACAAAACAAGGCCCAAGAGCUUACAAACUCCAAACAAGGCAGAAAAAUAAUCAAAACAGCAACUGAAAAAAUUCAAUCUCUUUGUAUUACAUUUCUUUCAGAUUAUGAUGCGAGAAAAAUUUGUCUUGGAGGAAAAGUUAUCACUUCUGAAUAUGAAGUCUUUAAGGAGAUUCCUGGUCUAGGCCUUGUCUUGUCAAACAUUCUAAACAUGCCUAGAGGACCAUAUUUAAAAUGACUUGUUGUAGACAGAAUCAAGUUUGUUGUAGGCCAACAGAAAUAUCACAUUCUUGGAGGAUAUUUGGAUUGGCCUUGAACACCGUAAGAGUUAAAAAUAUCUUAUCAGUUGUGUAUGGAAAUUUAAGUCAUUUUUCGGAUUCAGCCUUCAAAAGGAACUUUACGAAUCAUGAGAUGGUCAAAUGGAUAUCACGUAUGAACCUCAUUACUUAUUAGUUGCUGCAAGCCUGUAACGUCCUUCCUCAUCAAGAUGGAUGGUUGUGGGUCAAAGACAAGACCCCGUUGCUGCCAUUGUUAGUGGUUUAGAUAUUCCAAAUGAUUUUGGUGUCAGUGAUCUAUUCCUUUGCAAAAUGGACUUGAAGGGGUAAUCAUCUUAUGAUUUUGCAUGAUGUUAGGCUCCCCGUUUGGCUAAUGAUUAUUAGCCUCAUACUUAGUUUGCUCUAUCCUUUUUUUUCUAAUAAAAGCAACAAUUUUCGUUGAGAAAAAAAUUGAAAGAAUUAAGGGUAUAAAAAAAACAAGCACAUAAAGGCACCUCAACUAAAACAAGGGUUCCACCUAAGUAAAAUAUUUCCUAGAGAAUAGUUACAAAAAGCUUCGCAACCGAAGCCCAAAGAGAAACAUGAAAUCUAGCUAAGGACCAAACAUCAUAAGGGCUCCUAUCUCUUCCUCUAAAUACCUUAUCAUUCCUCUCCCUCAACUAUUCCAAAUACACGCUAGCAAGCGACGAAAAACAGCCUUUUUGAAAAGCGGAUGGAGGAGGAAUUCCUUGAUCAACACACAAAUACUUCUUUGACCAGCGAAGCUAACAUCAAACUCCUACAAAAAAGAACUCCACACAGCCCGCACGAACUUGCAAUCCCAAAAAAGAUUAUACAGGUCUUCCUCCGCCUUCCGUUAAAGAAUACAGCAAAAAGGCCCAACAAACGAGGACUUUCUCCUUGCCAAAAUAUCCAUAGUGUUCACACAACUUAGCAAAACAAACCAAAUAAAAAACCUAACUUUCUUCAAAUUCUUAAUCCUCCAGACCAUAAAAAACAGACUCCCUAAUUGGGGAGGAUCCAACAGAUUGAACAAUGAGUUACACGAGAAACCCUGGCUAGGAUUAGGGCUCCAAAUAUGAACAUCCAUUCUUCCCACGCUAAAAUCACAGCCCUCGAGCAAAGAAAGAAGAGAGGUCACUUAUAUCGUUUUCCUAUUGGACAAAUGAUGACAGAACCCAAAGGAAAAGGACACAGAAGUCUCAGACCAAAGUAGAAAAUCUGAAAUAGGAUCAUUUUGAAAGAAGACAAGUGAUAGAGAUCGUGUAAUUUGUAAAUAGAACAAAAAGAGCUAUCCCCCACCCACUGAUCCUCCCAAAAAUAAGUAUCCCUACCAUUCCCUACAAUGCAACGAGUAAAAGGAGAGAAAUUAGGAAGCUCAAGAGAAAUGUCUUUCCAAGGGUUUUGGUUUGUGCCUUUAGCCUCUUUCUCCAUCCAAUCAAAAAGGGGCGUGAAAAAGAUGGGUGGUUUUACGCUAGACCACAUUAAUAUCAAGCUUCUCAAAUCAGAACAACAGUUGUAUGAAGCUGUCUAAGCUAUUGGAUGCCAAUUAGCUGGUUGACACUUUUUCAAAACGAGAUGCCUUUGUCUAGAUGGAAAAUGAAGCUCUAGUUUGGGUUGGAAUAGGUGCCAACAUUGCUAGGGUGAAGCACCCAAAUAUAGACUUUAGCUUCUCUUGUUUUAGCUCUUUGUCAAGUUAUUGACAGUAGCUUUGGGAGUCUAUUAGAACACUUGCUAACAAGAACUAGAUCUUAAUUUAUUAUAAUGAACUAUAAGAAAAUACAAGAUAAACCCAAGUAUAAGGCACUUGGAACCUCCCUCUUGAGUACUCUCACCCAAGCCCUAAAUCCCUCCACAGAAUAACCUCCCUCUCUCACUUACCCUCCCUUAUUUUAUAACAAGGUGUAACCACCCUAGUAACCUCACUUACAUAAUAACUACUAGUAACCACACUUACACAAUAACUACUAGUAACUUCCUAAGUAUCUAAUUACCCUUAACCCCUAACCCUAUACUAAUCUAAUUAUCCUUAUACAAGAUAAACCCAUGUAUACUAAUCUAGGUAUCUAACAUCUAGGCAUCCCAAUGGGAAGCAGAUUCCCAAGUGCUCUAAGCGUAUUUUUUGGGAGGUGUUUCCGAGAUUUCGGACCCCAAAACCUUGGGAGAGCUUGGCAAUCUUGGGAACAUGGAUGAUUGGCCUUCCUGCAGUGCUUACUUUGUGUUUGUUUUUCUGUCAUUGUAUUAUGGCAAUUUCUGUGCCUGUAAUUUUUAAGUUGUACCUUCUAAUGAAGUUGAAAUUUGAUAAAGUACGUGGUAUGUGUCAAUUUCUUAUUCUUGCCCACUCUUGCAUGUUGAAUCUCGUACACACAUAAUAAGCAAAAA
Molecule: messenger RNA, 4367 nt
Organism: Cucumis sativus (cucumber)
Lineage: Eukaryota; Viridiplantae; Streptophyta; Magnoliopsida; Cucurbitales; Cucurbitaceae
Product: universal stress protein PHOS32
Exons: 2
Coding region: 121-900 (259 amino acids)
Source: RefSeq, a predicted model, not a curated record